Messenger RNA from Colletotrichum orchidophilum, 222 nucleotides. RefSeq lists its product as uncharacterized. NCBI's taxonomy places the organism in Eukaryota, Fungi, Ascomycota, Sordariomycetes, Glomerellales, Glomerellaceae. The record is from RefSeq and is a predicted model, not a curated record. Bases 1 to 222 code for a protein of 73 amino acids. The transcript has 2 exons.
AUGUUUUGGGUGGUGUUGAGUGUCGUGUUUGGAAGGGGCGAGCCGAAACGAGAGCCGGAUCCCAGCUUCGUCAAGUCUCCGGCCACGGCCACCACUGAGACCCACACCGACCGCGACCCCGGCGACAACCGGGAACCGUGGUGCCUUCCGCCACGGGAGGAAAUCGCUGUUUCGACCAUCAACCGCAGCACCACCCUUUCCACCCGCCUCCUCACCUCCUGA